Molecule: messenger RNA, 1606 nt
Organism: Balaenoptera musculus (blue whale)
Lineage: Eukaryota; Metazoa; Chordata; Mammalia; Artiodactyla; Balaenopteridae
Gene: IL9R
Product: interleukin 9 receptor
Exons: 9
Coding region: 1-1464 (487 amino acids)
Biological process (GO): cytokine-mediated signaling pathway; immunoglobulin mediated immune response
Cellular component (GO): external side of plasma membrane; membrane
Molecular function (GO): interleukin-9 binding; interleukin-9 receptor activity
Source: RefSeq, a predicted model, not a curated record
AUGGGACCUAGCAGAUGCGUCUGGGAAGGUUGGACCUUGCAGAGCGAGGUCCUGAUGCGAGAGGUGGGCACCUGGCUCCUGACCUGCACCUGCAUCUGCGCCUGGGUUGGCUUGGGCGUCUCUGUCCCAGGGGAUGGAGGAGGGCCUGGGACUUUCACGUGCCACAACAACAACAUCCUCAGGAUUGACUGCCACUGGUCUGCCCCGGAGCUGGACCAGGGGGCUGGCCCCUGGCUGCUCUUCACCAGCAACCACGCUCCAGGCAGCAAGCACAGGUGUGUCUUCCUGGCCAGCAUGUGCACCGUGGAGCUGCCACCCGAGGAGGUGCUCGUGCCUUCUGACAACUUCACCAUCACCUUCCACCGUCACGUCUCUGGGAAGGAGCAGGUCAGCCUGGUGGAUCCACAGUACCUGCCCCGGAGACAUGUGAAGCUGGACCCUCCCUCUGACUUGCUGAGCAACAUCAGCUCUGAGCACUGUGUCCUGACCUGGAGCAUCAGUCCUGCCUUGGAGCCGCUGGCCUCACUCCUCAGCUAUGAGCUGGCCUUCAAGAGGCAGGAGGAGACCUGGGAGCGGGCUUGGCACAAGGAUCACAUCAUUGGGGUGACCUGGCUCAAACUUGAAGCCACUGAAUUGGACCCUGGUUCCACCUAUGAGGCCCGGCUGCGUGUCCAGAUGGCCACACUGGAGGAUGCGGUGGCGGAGGAGGAGCGCUACGAGGGCCCGUGGAGUGACUGGAGCCAGCCCGCCUGCUUCCACUCCCCCCAGAGACAAGGUCGCCUGGUCCCAGCUUUGGGGCAGCCCGACAGCACCCUGGUCGCUGUGUCCAUCUUUCUCCUGCUGACCAGCCUGACCUACCUGCUGUUCAAGCUAUCACCCAGGAUGAAGACAGCCUUGUACCAGGACGUGCCAUCCCCAGGCCCGUUCUUCCAGUCACUGUACAGUGUGCACAACGGGGACUUCCAGACCUGGAUAGGGGCCCACAGAGCUGGUCCACAGCCAAGCCCGGACUGCAUGGGCCCCGCACGAGGAGCCUGGGAGACCCGUGUCCAGGAGGCCAUCGCUUUGCUCACCUAUGACCCGGUGGACGUGGGGCCAUUAGCGGGCCUGGAGGAGGAGGAGAGCACUGGCACCGGCCUCCCAGCAGAUGCGCUGCCCGCAGGAUGUGUGGAGUGGGGGGGGCCGCCGCCUGCCUACCUGCCACAGGAGGCCUGGGCCCCCGCAGGCCUUGCCAGGCUGGCUCCCCCGCAGUCCCAGGGCAGCAGCAGCGACUACUGUGCCCUGGGCUGCUCCAGGUGGGGCUGCCCCUCCACCUUCACAGGAAACGCGCAGAGCUCUGAGCCCGACCCUGCCUUGGCCUGUGGCCUUUUCUGUGACCAGCAGAGCCUGGAUGCCCGGCCAGGAGGUAACUGUGCAGGUGUUGGUCACAGUCAGAGGCAGGACGCUGGUGGAUGGGCCGCAUGAGGCCCUCCUGCUCUCGGCAGACGGUGGGCUCCGUCCCCACGGUGCUGCAGCACGUCCAUCCUGGGGAACAUGGACCAAAGUCCCCGGAGCCAGCGCUUGACUGGCACUGGACCUGCGGAGGGCCACCCAUGCAGCCGUCAGA